Molecule: messenger RNA, 1308 nt
Organism: Lingula anatina
Lineage: Eukaryota; Metazoa; Brachiopoda; Lingulata; Lingulida; Lingulidae
Product: PIH1 domain-containing protein 2-like
Biological process (GO): rRNA processing; box C/D snoRNP assembly
Cellular component (GO): cytoplasm; R2TP complex; ribonucleoprotein complex
Source: RefSeq, a predicted model, not a curated record
AUGACAUCUGAAGAAGAUAACAGUAAGAUGCUCCGGGAGGCACAGAGGGUGUGGUCUAUGUUGGAUGAUAUGUCAGAGAACAACCCAGCAGCCUACAGGAAGUUUAUAGACAAACAUGUGAAAGAGGGGAAAGAAUUUUUAAAACCACCUCAGCCAUGCAUGUGUGUAAAGACAGGAAUCCUUAAGGAGGGUUAUAUUACUGAGAAGCUGUAUGUCAGUGUAUUUGGGUGGAACAGAGUCCCCAAACCAAAGAUAUAUGACACAGACCCUAUACCUGUUAUGGGGUCUAAGAUCAUGACUUCAAGAGAUGAAGAAGAUGCUUAUGUUACUGCAUUCCAUUUUCUUCCAGAGGAUAUUAAAGUUGUAUCCAUAGCCUUUAACCCACAGAUUGUGCAAGACUAUGGCCAUGAAGCUGAAAAUCCUGCUGAAAGAGAUGCUUUGAUUAACCUGGGACUUGACUAUGUACAGGACCAGCAGAAAGUGACCAUCUCAAGGAAUUACAAAUUACUCGACGAAAGCACUCUCUAUAAAGGCGACCUUGCCCAGCUUAGACAGGGCUUGACUCAGAGAUUUCAAAAAGAGGAUGAUGAGUAUAAUAAACAGAUGUCAGAUUUGCAAAAAAUGUUCGGACCUAUUGCAGAAUCAAAUGAGAGCUUAAUUGGACAGCUUUCCAAUCUUACUUCUGAUGAUUCCAAAGUGAAGACAUCUCCUCCUGUCCAAAAAGAAACAGAGAUCAGAGUACCUGGGCUUUCAAAACAACCAAGUAAAAACACAAAUAAAGCAAAUUUGAUCCAAGAGGUCUCCAGUUCAGGGGAAAAAGAUGGACGCACUCCUAAACAUGAGAUGUGUGUAAAAGACAGCACUGGUUCCAAGCCAAGGAGAGUAGAGGUCAAAGUUCACCUGCCAGAAGUGGGUUCCGUUCAAGAAUGUGAACUUGACAUAUCAGAGGAUGAUUUAUCCCUGACAGUAGCUGAAAAAUAUGAACUGAAAGUAACAUUCCCAGAGAAAAUCAGAGACACAUAUUCCAGUGCCAAGUUCAGUACCAAGUCUCACACAUUAACAGUGAAUUUACCUACUAUCAAACAGAGCUGAGGGCCUCGUGGCAGCAAGGCGCAAUGUUUUUUUUUUUUUUUUUCUUUUUUGCUGUCAGAUGGACUAACAAAUUAGUAGAAAUGUUGAAAUGGACAGAAGCAUCCUUCGUUUUGUUCUUACAGCAUCUUUCUAUUAAGUGACCUGUCAAGAAGAUAGUUUGCGCUGGGCUGAGCGACUUAUUGUUAUGCAAAUCACAACAGGCUUGGCCCAUUUUGA